AUGCUCGGGCGGCAGCCCUCGCCUCUACUGGCGCCGGCGGCCGGGGAGCUGCCCCAGCAGGCGCUGGGCGCGCUCAGCGCCGCCUUAGACGAGGGCCUGGCGCGCAGCGUGCUGCUCACCAUGGGUCCGCUGGGCGCCGUGCUCGCCUCGGCGGGCCCCGGCGGCGACGGCGGCGGCCCCGCUUGGCCGCCAGUAGGGGCCGCUUCGUGGCGCGUCGACGUAGACGCCGCGUCCCUGCUGGAGGCAGGCCGCGGCGGGCCGCCCGACGUGCCGCCGCUCUCCGUCGCCGUCGAGCGCGUCGAGCUCCCCGGGCCCGCGGAGGACCGCAGGUGCCUCCGGUACCGGCUGCUGAGGCCUCUGGCGAGCGUGCGCGACGUCACUGGAGCCGGCGACGCGCUCGUGGGCGGCACGGCGGCCGCCCGGGCGGCUGGCUGGCCGCUGGGGGAGGCCGUGGUGGCAGGCCUGACGUGUGCCCACCUGACCCUCUUCGCGGACGGCGCGGUGGCGCCUUUCCUAGGCCCGGAGCUGCUCGGCCGCCUCCGCGGCGCCCUCGCAGUCGGGACCAGCAGCCGCCUGUGA
Prorocentrum cordatum is the source of this 579-nucleotide messenger RNA. NCBI's taxonomy places the organism in Eukaryota, Dinophyceae, Prorocentrales, Prorocentraceae. The record is from the annotation of a GenBank genome assembly.